AUGGUGGUUUAUACUGAUCAUUCAGCUUUGCGGUACCUACUCAGUAAGUCGGAUGCAAAACCACGCUUGAUUAGAUGGGUCCUCUUACUUCAGGAGUUUGAUCUUGAAAUCAAGGACACGCGAAGGGCGGAGAAUCUUGCAGCAGAUCAUUUAUCCAGUUUGGAGAAUCCUAAUCUAAAAACUUUGAGAGAGAAAGACAUCAAUGAUUCAUUUUCUGAAGAGCACUUGUAUAAUAUUCAGGUCAUGGAAGAGUUCAAGCCACCUUGGUUUGCAGAUUUUGCCAACUACUUAGUUGGGACCAACUGGGGCCAUUACAAUGCAAAUCGAACUGCAAAGAAGAUUCUUGAUUCAGGUGAGAAAAGGAAGCUUCAAUUAAAUGAAUUGGAUGAAUGGCGCGCCACGGCAUACGAAAAUUAUAAACUUUACAAAGAAAGAGUGAAGGGGUACCACGACAAGCAUAUCAAGCACCGUAAAUAG
Molecule: messenger RNA, 477 nt
Organism: Dioscorea cayenensis subsp. rotundata (Guinea yam)
Lineage: Eukaryota; Viridiplantae; Streptophyta; Magnoliopsida; Dioscoreales; Dioscoreaceae
Exons: 3
Coding region: 1-477 (158 amino acids)
Source: RefSeq, a predicted model, not a curated record